AGUCUAGGGUCUACUGGAUGGUCUAGGUCCUAAGUCUAUAUCUAAUUUGGCCUAAUAAAUAAUAUUCCCUAUGUAACAUAUAAUCUAGAUCUACAUACAGAUUAUAGAUUGUUGUAUAUAUAACUAUAUUAAGUAUAUUAUACUAUAAUAUACUUAAUAUAGUUAUAUAUACUAUAAUCUAUAAUCUGUAAUUAUAGUACUAUAGUCAGAGUCUAGUUGUAUAGGAUAGUAAAAUGUUUUACAUGUUUCGGAUGUUCCUCGAGAAUUGAAGAUUAUAAUCUUCUUCCUCGCCAAAACCUCCCACAGGAUGAUGCCUUUGAUGAGGGAUGGCAGCGAGCAGGUUAUGAACCCUGGGUGACCAGUCCAGCGCUCAUAGAUCUAAAUCUAACAAUGGCAUCUCAAGACAGUAACAGUGAACCAGCAUUUGAGAAGCUCUCUAAUGAAUUUCUUAUCUGCCCAUUGUGCUAUGAACAUUAUAAAACUCCUAAAGUGCUGCCAUGCCAACAUACAUUUUGUUUGCCUUGCCUGAGGAGCUAUGUAGCUGCUAGAGGAAUUGAUGGAACAGUGCCAUGCCCCAUGUGUAAAGAGUUGGUUUUGAUACCCAGCAACGAUGUGGCCAACCUGAAAAAUAACUUUAUGAUUGUCAGUCUGCUGCAUUUUGUUGAGAGUUCUAAAGCUGCAUCACCCCCUGCUCAGAAACUGGCUAGCUUGCCACAGCAAGGGAAUACGUCUAGUCUAGAUAAAGCUCAGAUACCCUGUGGAGCAUGCAGUGAAGCAGCAGGUCUGAACAGCUUUUGCCAAAUUUGCUCCCUUUGGUUAUGCUCAACGUGUACUAAGGCACACAGCCGAUUAGCUCAGACAAGUAACCACCAGCUAAUGAGUGCAAGCGAUGUUGAUAAACACUGCAAGUCCUUGGUGGACAUGGGAGAAAAAGCUCUUUCAGAGCUGCAGCUGGCCAAUUUGGAAAGUCAAGAAAUCCUGAUCUCCCAAAUUCAACAACUUCCUGAAAACUUGUCUCUUAUGAAGGCCAAAAUUCUGUCUGUGGCCGAGGAAGCUCAUAAAAUUAUACAAGACAAAACCACAGAACUGACCCAACACCUGACACAGUUUCAGCAGAACCAAGAACAAGAGUUGUCCAUGAAGCUGGACUUAACCGAAAACAGGAAGAAAGAUCUUGACCAGAUACAGACUCUUCUGAGUCAAGUGAACAUUUCCAGUGAUGGUUAUGACAAUCAAGUGGCAAUGAAAACUGUGGAGAAUUUUUUAAACACGGCUUCUGUCGCUGAUUUCUCUUUGUGUUCUGACGUCCCUCCUAGCUUGGCGUUCACACCCUUCAACACUUUGCCAGAGUUAAAAAAUUUGAAUCUGGGACAUUUGUCUGCAAUACUAGAUCCAAAAAACAGCUCCACAUUUUUAAAUAAUCGUCCUUUAACUGUUCACAAAAUAUCGUCUCUUAUUGAGCGGGAGUACAUCAGUGCUUUGGCUAUCAGCAAAUUCGCAGACAAAUUUGUGGUUUCCAAUAAUAAAAGCAUUGUGGUUUUUAAAAAUGGAUCUAAGCAACCAACCACAUUUUUGUCUCCCCUGACGGAAAGACCUAUAUGCAAACCAUGGGGAAUAACUUACUGUGAAGAGCACCGUCUGGUUUUUAUCACAGAUGCAGGCAGACAUGAGGGAGAAGGUGCUGUUGUAGCCUACAGUCAUGAUGGUGCCUUCCAGUCAGUCAUAGCUUCUGGACUGACACUCCCAAGGGGUAUUACCGUGCACAAGAAUUUUAUUUUUGUGUGUGAUCAAAUUGAUAAAUGCAUAUAUAUUUUCAAUAUUCGGGGCAAAAUACACAAAAUACUUAAAAAGACUGCAGAUGGUCGAUAUUAUUUUACAGGCCCUAUGUUUAUAGCUGUAGGAAAUAAUGGUUUGAUAGCCGUCUCCGAUGAUUGCUAUUCAGUGAAAAUAUUCGACAGAGAAUGCAAUCUAUUGUUUACCUACUAUUCUAGUUUGGCAGAGUCACAGUUUUGGGAUGUUACAGUAAUGCAUUGUGGUUCUGUAAUUGUUUGUGACUGGAAGCAUGGUCUACACAAGAUCUCAUCUGAUUUCAGGAACAACGGUCUUGUUUGCAUAGAGAAAAACUCAUUGAGGGAGCCAUCAGCCUUGGCUGUAUUAGAAAAUGGAAAUGCAAUUUUUGUGGCAACAUUUGAAGGUGAAGUCUAUACUGUAAUUUAGCUUGGUAGCUAAGCGUUAAAGCAAUGUUUUUUUUUUCCCAGUGCCAUGGACUCAAAUCCUGAUAAAUUAGGCUGUGAUUUGUACAUGAGACUAGAGGCUUAGAUUAAUAGAUCUACAAAAGAUCAUCAGGAUUUUGUGGGGCAUGCACAACAUCAUGACAAUGAUUGAUCUAAGUAAUGUGUCAGCCGUACUUUAGCUGCUACACGUGCAGAGAUCUUGAGGUUUCAAGGACACAAAACUUAGAAUUGUAAUACUAAGUUUUUACAAAACUCUUAAAAUUCAUAGGUCAGUUUAUUUAUUAAAUUUUUUUUUUUUAAUGGUAUUAUCAAAACUUUUGAUUAAUAUAUUUUAUAAUUUAGUUUUACAGUUAGUGUAGAUACGUUAAAACAAAACUCUUAAAAUUCAUAGGUCAGUUUAUUUAUUAAUUAUUUUUUUUUAAUGGCAUUAUCAAAACUUUUGAUUAAUAUAUUUUAUAAUUUAGUUUUACAGUUAGUGUAGAUACGUUAAAACAAAACUCUUAAAAUUCAUAGGUCAGUUUAUUUAUUAAUUAUUUUUUUUUAAUGGCAUUAUCAAAACUUUUGAUUAAUAUAUUUUAUAAUUAAUAUAGUUUUACAGUUAGUGUAGAUAUGUUAAUUUCUCUUUUCUUCUAUGAUAGUAUUGUAUUAUCAAAAUAAGAAACUUUACCAAAAACUGUUCACAUUUCAUUUGGUUUCAAUUAAUAGUGAUUGCAUAUAAUAUAGAUCUUUUUUUUUUUCUUGUUAACAGUACUAAAUUUUGUGGUGUGGAAUUAGUUCAAACAGAUUUUUUUUUUACAAAUGCUGUUCACAGCUAAAAGCUUUUGAGAACUUUGUUUUAUUAGCUGUUUUAUUUCCUAGUGUGAUAUUUGAAACCAGUGCCAAUGUUUUGGUGUAAUUCUGUGUUCUUUGACUGAUUUGCCUGUUAUAAAAUAAAAAUAUUGACAUUUGAAAAAGAUUUCCAGCAGUUAGCAGUCUGUUCAUUUGAGUUUUUAACCUAUUGCUCACACUUGACAGGAUGCUGCAUUGCAACUCUGUAACAUUGAGGACUUGUAAUUGUUAUAAACUUAGCCAAAAUAGACUGUGCCAACGUACAAUUGUCAUUAUUGCAGAUAGUUUCAUACUUUUAAGUACUUACUAAAUGACAUUUUUCUAAGAUUUUUAAAGACCUGCAGAAUCCUCAAACAGUUCCAGAAAAGAAAAAAAAUCCAACUUUAUCACAGUUUUGGAGAUAAGAAGGAUUCCCAUUGAAAUGGAUAUGUUGUGGAAAAACAACACAACUUAUCAGAAUGCUUAAAUUGUUGUCAGUUAAGCAAUUAGAAAGUUGAGAUUUACUUCCAUAUACUGGUAUACAGAAUAUAUAUAUGUAUAUAUAUAUAUGUAUAUAUAUAUAUGUAUAUAUAUAUAUAUGUUUAUGUAUAUAAAAUAUAUAUUAUGUAUAUAUUUAUAUAAAAGCAAAGUGGUGGCUAAAACAACUAACUCUGGUUCCCCAAUCCUUUUUCACACAUGCAAAUCCCACAUUCAUGCAAACAAAUAGUGACAACACAGACUAGUCGACAAUAUAGUUUACUUUGGCCAGUUGACACAUUAACAUUAAUUAGUCAAAUAAGUCUUUAAAAAAUGGUAAUUAUUUUCAUGCUUUCAGUGUGCUAUAUUCUGUAUUGUGUGGACAAAUAUCAGGUCCAAAUGAAGUGCAUUGUUUCCUAUUUAAUGUCCUGAGACAAAAUGAAUAAAACUUAUAUUGUAAUCACA
Molecule: messenger RNA, 3983 nt
Organism: Biomphalaria glabrata
Lineage: Eukaryota; Metazoa; Mollusca; Gastropoda; Planorbidae
Product: tripartite motif-containing protein 2-like
Exons: 2
Coding region: 391-2217 (608 amino acids)
Biological process (GO): positive regulation of DNA-templated transcription
Cellular component (GO): nucleoplasm; chromatin
Molecular function (GO): ubiquitin-protein transferase activity; zinc ion binding
Source: RefSeq, a predicted model, not a curated record